GAAGUUGCCGGAAGUAGAGACCGCGAGAAAGCGGAACCUUUACUAGCAUUCCCCAGAGCUGUUUCCACUCGGACGCCAAAAUGGAUCGGACAACAUUUCUAUAGCAGAAUUCUUUUUCUCCAUCGUCAAACUCUCGUUAAAUAUUCACCCCGGUGUUUUUUUGUUGCGUUUUUGUAAUAUUUCCCACAGAGGCCAAAGGUUUACGGACUAAAAAGACGUAACUGCGACGGUAUCGUUAGUUGAUCCCGGAGUGCCGCUGUGUGUGAACCGCUACAUGCUACGUGUACAGUUUUAACGGGGAACCCUGAGUGAAGCUGCUAGCUAACAUGCUAACAGGACGAACCGGCUACGAAGAUGGUGUUACUAAAUGAGGGUUCAGUGUAAUGAGCCCGUGUUUAUACGGAGGGCCGGGAGGGUUUGUGUGGAGGGUUGACGAUCACGGAGGACAGUCGGGUCUCUGUCACUCGAUACGAUGAGACGUUAGUCCGAGACUAAACACUGUUUUCUAAUUAAAACGCCUUGAGAUCCGUCAUUGAAGAUGAUGUACUCGUCGAGGAGAAAGCCUGUGCUCUACUUCAAAGAGGAGAGAAGCUUCCUUUCUGGUAAAUGUACGAUCUACAAGCUGUUCGGCCUCUGCAUGGUGCUGCUGCUCGUCUCUCUGAUGUGGCUGCAGCUCGGCUGCUCCGGGGAAAUGUCCACCAAUGUGCGCGGUGAUCGGCGCCCCCCCCAGCCACCGCCGCUCUGUCCCCCCAAUGGCGGUCAGGCGUCUGCGGCGGACGACCCCUCGUGGGGUCCCCACAAACUGGCCCUCAUCGUGCCCUUCAGGGAGCGCUUCGACGAGCUGAUGGCUUUUGUUCCCUUCAUGCACACGUUCCUCAACAAGAAGAAGAUCCGCCACAACAUCGUCGUCAUCAACCAGGUGGAUCACUACAGGUUCAACCGGGCCUCCCUGAUCAACGUGGGCUUCCUGGAGAGCAGCAACGACACGGACUACCUGGCCAUGCACGACGUGGACCUGCUGCCCCUCAACGAGGCGCUGGACUACGGCUUCCCGGUGGAGGGGCCCUUCCACGUGGCCUCGCCCGAGCUGCACCCGCUGUACCACUACAAGACCUACGUGGGGGGGAUCCUGCUGCUCACCAAGAAGCACUACAGAGCGUGUAACGGGAUGUCCAACCGGUUCUGGGGAUGGGGACGAGAGGACGACGAGUUCUACAGAAGGCUGAGGAAAGCUGAGCUACAGCUCUUCAGACCAAGUGGAAUCACAACGGGAUAUAAAACCUUCCUCCACAUCCACGACUCUGCCUGGAGGAAGAGGGACCAGAAGAGGGUCGCCUCUCAGAAACAGGAGCAGUUCAAGGUGGACCCAGAGGGGGGGCUGACUAACAUCCGGUACCAGGUGGAGUCCAGACAGGAGCUGACCAUCAGCGGCGCUCCCUGCACCGUCAUCAACGCCAAGCUGGAGUGUGACCAGGACCGGACGCCCUGGUGCCUGUUGGCCUGAUGUGACCCCCCCACGGAGGCCUUCAGCCAGCAGUGCCCUGCGGAUCCACUGGUCACGUUUCUGUUAUUUAUAAAUAUUUGAUCUGCAGCCGGAAAACCAAAAGAAAGAAAAAAACGGUACGAACGGAAUGUCUCUCAUUUCUUAAUGGAAUCGUUGUCCAGUGAAUCAGAAAGACACUGAGACGAUGAUGUCACAGUCACGUGACUUUAGCACCCAUAGACCGGGGGGGCCUGCUGGUCGGUCUUUAUUUUUUUGUUUUUAUUUACUGGGAUUGUGCAAAAGGAGAUUUAUUAAUGGCGCGCUGUACCGUUUGUUUCAUCUUUUUACUGACUACUGACGGGAAAACGGUGUUUGAGGUGAAGAGUUUGAUGUAACAGAUGAAGCAGAAAAUUCAUGGAUUUGUUUCUCUUGAACAGAACAAUAAAAUACUUUUAAUAAUUGAGAAACCUCAAUUUCCAAACCAAAUAAACCCCGACAUGUAUUUCCUGUUCCUUGCGGAGUAAAGUGAGAAGAUAACAGAAUGACUGGAUUUAUGUUAUUUUCUCAUUCGUUCAGAACUUUUGUAACUAUUUUGUAAUAAUUGAGUGAUGCUAAAACAUUUUGCUCUGACUUCCUGAGCAGAACUUGAUUGUUGUCAGAAUGAAACUUUUAAUACUUCAUCAUUAAAUCUAAAAUAUAGUUUUGAGUAGGGAAUAGUCUUUUUUUUAUUGUCUCAUGAAUCUGAAGUCAUUGCUUGUUUUUUUAUAAUGAAUCAUUUUCUCGUGAAUUCAAAACUGACGAAAGUCAGCUCACUGCUCUUUGUUUACAGAGACAAACGCUGCCAUGUAUUUUUACCAUAAUAGUA
Pungitius pungitius (ninespine stickleback) is the source of this 2348-nucleotide messenger RNA. It is a transcript of the gene b4galt7, whose product is annotated as xylosylprotein beta 1,4-galactosyltransferase, polypeptide 7 (galactosyltransferase I). Gene Ontology annotation, biological process: proteoglycan biosynthetic process; carbohydrate metabolic process. The record is from RefSeq and is a predicted model, not a curated record. Gene Ontology annotation, cellular component: Golgi apparatus. Lineage: Eukaryota; Metazoa; Chordata; Actinopteri; Perciformes; Gasterosteidae. Gene Ontology annotation, molecular function: xylosylprotein 4-beta-galactosyltransferase activity. Bases 539 to 1504 code for a protein of 321 amino acids. The transcript has 6 exons.